Molecule: messenger RNA, 1044 nt
Organism: Trifolium pratense (red clover)
Lineage: Eukaryota; Viridiplantae; Streptophyta; Magnoliopsida; Fabales; Fabaceae
Product: protein FANTASTIC FOUR 3-like
Exons: 1
Coding region: 1-1044 (347 amino acids)
Source: RefSeq, a predicted model, not a curated record
AUGGCUGCAAUAAUGUUCCACAGUUUACCUUCAUGUAUUGAUUCUCAACUUGUUGAAUCAAGAUUACAUAAUCUUCGUUUACCUUCUCCGAAACCACUCACCUCUCAUUCCGUUGAUUUAUCUUUCAAGACAUGUUUUUGGGAAUCAAACAUAAAACCUCAUUUUGAACAAAACUUGACUAAAAUUGAAACUAUCAAAUCCAAUCUCAAUGAGGAUAGUUGGAGUUCAAUUCAAUCACUUUCCAAAUCCAAUUCUUCUCAAGGUCUUAAAGAAAACACAUAUGUUCAUCCCAAUGUGAAACUUCCAUGGCAUAAACUUAGUCCCAAGAGUUUGGAACUUUGUACUGAGAAUUUAGGAAAUGAGACAGGAUGUAAUAUUUCAGAAUAUAGCAUUGACUUGCUCUCAUCAACAAACUUAGCUAGAGAUAAUUUGGAGAAAAAGGAGGAACGGAAAAAUUCACGUCAAAAUUUGAGAGGUGAAAUGAGAACUAAGAAUUUUCCACCACCUUUGAAGAGUAUGAGAGGUUCAGAAUCAGUAAGAGUGAAACCACACAGAGAAAAUGGUAGGUUAGUGAUUGAGCUAACCAAAGUGCCAUCCAGUGCUUCUUGCUUUCAAGCAGAUAGAAGCAAUGGACGCCUUCGUCUUUCCUUUUGGAAUGACACUGAAGUUCAGAGUCAUUCCAAAGAAGAUAAAAGUCAAGAAUGCGAGGAAGAGUUUGAAAAUGAAAUAAGUGGACAAAAACAAGACGCGGAGGACGAAGAUGAAGAAGAACAAGAAGAAGUGAAGGAUGAGGAAGUAGUAGAAAAAAAUAUUAUUGAUAAUGAGAAUGAGGAAGUAGAAGAAGAGACACAUGUCAAUGUUUGUUGUGUAGUGAACAAAAGCAAAGGUUGGAAUGUUGGGAAUGAAGUUAUAAGAAUGGGAAAUCAUCAAAAGUAUGAGAGGGGAAGUAGAAGAAAGAGAUGCAAAGAAGGUGGUAAACAUGAACACAAUGAAAUGUUGGUAAAUUGGGGGGAACCUCUUUGGCUUGCAUUGGCAACUUCCUAA